Molecule: messenger RNA, 2124 nt
Organism: Kickxella alabastrina
Lineage: Eukaryota; Fungi; Kickxellomycota; Kickxellomycetes; Kickxellales; Kickxellaceae
Product: pseudouridine synthase
Exons: 1
Coding region: 165-1757 (530 amino acids)
Biological process (GO): mRNA pseudouridine synthesis; tRNA pseudouridine synthesis
Cellular component (GO): nucleus
Molecular function (GO): pseudouridine synthase activity; RNA binding
Source: RefSeq, a predicted model, not a curated record
CAAGUCUCGAGUGGUGGUUGAUCGGAGCGCAACCAUGCAUAGCAAAAAAGAAAGAAAAAAUUUUCUUUCUUUUUUUUUCCGAUGAUCUCUCCUUUCAUCUCCUUUCGCAGCUUUUAGUCUGAUAAUGACUUCUUUUUAUAUUUUUGGACUUUAAUUUUUUUUUUAUGUUUGGUAUUCGUGCGGCAGCUAAUCGAAUUUCCACAAGUACACCAGCGCUCCGCUCCUUUUUACUAGCACACAGCCUAUCCACCCAGACAUCAGCCAUGCCCGACACGCCGGCCAGCGACAGUGUUUCCUCGCAGACCGAGCAGCAGCCCAUUAGCGCAACAGAGCAGCAGCCCAUUAGUGCAACAGAGCAGCCCCUUGGCGCAGCAGGCCAGCCCCUCACUGCUUCGGAGCAGCCUGCCAGCGCGACAGAGCAGCCCGAUAAAAAACGCAGCAACCGCGGACAGACGUGCAAAGACCGGCGCGAGUUUGCCAAGAAAAAGCGCCUGAUCCGCAACCUCGAGCCCAAACAAGAGCAGCGCCAGCCGCGCGCCGAGGGCAGCGAGCCGCGGCAACCCAAGCGCAAAGUAGCGCUUCUAAUCGGAUUCUGCGGCACCGGAUACCAGGGCAUGCAGGUGAACCCGAAUGCGAAAACCAUCGAGGGCGAAUUAUUCAAAGCCCUGGGCGCCGCAGGCGCUGUCUCUGCGGACAACGCCGAUGACCAAGGCAAGGUGCAGUUCCAGCGCGCCGCGCGUACGGAUAAGGGUGUGCAUGCGGCCGGCCAAGUGGUCUCUUUGAAGAUGAUCAUUGAGGAUCCCGGCAUUGUGGCCAAGCUCAAUGCGAAUUUGCCUGAGCAGAUUCGCGCCUGGGGCUUUGUGCGCACCAUUAGAUCGUUCAACUGCAAAACCAUGUGUGACUCGCGCACCUACGAGUACCUGCUCCCGACGUAUGUCCUUGAGGGCGCGGACCCGGGGCUUGCCGAAAUCGCGCGCAAGGUGGAGUUUGGUUUGCGCAGGGUGCCAGAGACUUCGGAAGAGGAGAUGGCGCGCAAGCGGGCGUUCAGGGUGACGGAGGACAGGCUGCGGUUUGUGCGCGAGGCCUUUGAAAAGUACGUCGGCACGCACGAAUUCCGCAACUUUACCGUCACCAAGGGAUGCACGGACAACAACUCUAAGCGGUUCAUACAUGCGUUCACGGUUUCUGAUCCGAUGGUGAUCCAGGGUGCCGAGUGGCUGAGCCUCAAGGUCAAGGGCCAGUCGUUUAUGCUGCACCAGAUCCGCAAAAUGGUCGGCCUCAUUAUCCUCAUGGCCCGCGCGAACGCCCCCCUGUCUCUCAUCAAUGCCCUGUUCGCCGGCCCGCGCGUUAACGUGCCCAAGGCCCCCGGCCUCGGCCUUCUUCUCGAGAGCCCCUGCUUCGACGCGUAUAACCGCCGCACGGCCGCCCAGAAGGACAGCGCCAGCGACCCCGUCACCUUUGAGCCCUACGAGGCAGAGAUCGUUGCGUUCAAGCAAAAAUUCAUCUACGAUGCGAUUAUUAAGACCGAGAUGGACGACCGCGUGUUUGAUAGCUGGGUGAAGAGCGCAGAGGUGUUCCCGGAGCAGUACACGUAUGUCAACCCCGAGGGCGUUAUCCCUGAGGAUGCUAUUGUGACGCCGGAGACGGAGCGCAUUUGGCAGAUGAAGCGCAAGGAGCAGAUUGCUGCGAGGGCUGCUGCGGAGGACGGCAAGGAUAUUGAGUCUUCGGAGGACGAGCAAGACUCGAAGGACGAUUGAAGACUGAAGAGCAAAGACUGGGUGGUGGGGGUGGUAAUUAUAUGCUGUAUCUUUUUUAAAAUUAAAUAAAUCCAUGCAGGAUCAGCCACAGCACAAAUGAGCGCCCCCUCCUCUCCUUCCAGCCAGCGUGUAUAUUUUUUCUACUUGCAUGAUAAACAUGUUUUGCAUUAUUCAUUCAUUGGAUUGGAGGUAAAAAUGCUGUUGCUAACCUGGUGGCCUGAUGACCGAAUCACGAAAUGCACUCAUGCAUAAAACAUCAUCCUCCUCCCACAGACCUGUGAUCAGCCUUGCCUAGCCCAGCCUUGCCUUGCCUGACUCUAAACCCAGUGUUUUCCUUUCCUUUCCUUUCUUUUUUAUUUUCGGUGCU